Metopolophium dirhodum (rose-grain aphid) is the source of this 2246-nucleotide messenger RNA. RefSeq names its product mannose-1-phosphate guanyltransferase beta (gene Gmppb). The transcript is spliced from 3 exons. Gene Ontology annotation, molecular function: GTP binding; mannose-1-phosphate guanylyltransferase (GTP) activity. Gene Ontology annotation, biological process: GDP-mannose biosynthetic process; cell wall mannoprotein biosynthetic process. The coding region runs from base 711 to 1826 and encodes 371 amino acids. Gene Ontology annotation, cellular component: cytoplasm. The record is from RefSeq and is a predicted model, not a curated record. NCBI's taxonomy places the organism in Eukaryota, Metazoa, Arthropoda, Insecta, Hemiptera, Aphididae.
CCAUUGCUGUGUUGCUGUAGUUCUUCACCGCGGCCGUAAAGUGCGCCUACGUUACGGUCACGAUUCACGACUGUCAAUAAUUAUUAUCAUUUACCACGACGACGGCAAGACAAUAAUCAUUAAUAACUCCAUCAUAUUGUAGUCAUUAUAAUAAUUGAGCGUCUUUUAAUUAUUUUAAUGGGUACGUGCGUGUACAACUACAACACUACAAUAACACGACGAUAAUAAUAAUAAUAAUAAUAAUAAUAUUAUAGUGGGUGCGUGCGUAGUGCGUGUGCGUUUGCGUGCGUGUGGCAAUCCGUCGUGGUCGCGCGCGUUAUCCAAGUUCCCAAUUCCCAAUCGGUUCGACCCGAUAAAGAAUAAAUGCUCUGAGUGGCUGGCCUCCGCCGCCGCGUUCCGACCGACUCAUCUGGAUCGUCAUACGACGUGGCACGUUUAAUGUUUAUCAUCCGUGUGUCACGCACCGCGUUGGUCUCGAUCCGCACUAUGGACCGUCCGCAUUUCAGAAGACGACCCUCGACGACGUCCGCCGCCGACUCCUCUGUCGCCCACGAUUCGAGCACCGACAACGUUUAACAGGUCUCCACCGCCUCCACUAGGCACGUCAGCACGUCAUCGGCCCCCCGGGCAAGAGACGCACGCCGAGGAUAAGUCAACCCAGAUCCGGCGUAUAGAGACGACCGACGGCUGGACUCGGGGCAUGUAAAGACAUGUGCGGCGUCGACACGAAAAUGGCCCAAACCAAAGCCCUGAUAUUGGUCGGCGGUUACGGCACCCGUCUGAGACCACUCACGCUCAGCCGGCCAAAGCCGCUCGUCGAGUUUGCCAACAAGCCGAUGAUACUCCAUCAGAUCGAAGCCCUGGUCACAGUCGGUGUGCGAGAGGUUAUAUUGGCCGUUUCGUACCGUGCUGAACAGAUGGAAAAAGAGAUGAGUGAUGAGGCCAAGAAACUUGGUGUUCAACUAGUUUUUUCACAUGAAUCUGAACCGCUUGGCACGGCUGGACCUUUAGCUCUAGCCAAACAUUUGUUGGCUAAUGAACAAAACCAACCAUUUUUUGUUUUAAACUCUGAUAUUAUUUGUGAGUAUCCAUUUAAAGACUUGAUUGCGUUCCAUAAAUCGCAUGGUCGUGAAGGUACAAUUGUGGUGACUAAGGUUGAAGAGCCAUCCAAGUAUGGUGUUGUGAUGUAUGAUGAAGACACUGGUCGCAUAGAAAGUUUCAUUGAAAAACCACAAGAGUUUGUCUCUAACAAAAUCAAUGCAGGCAUUUACAUUUUAAAUCCAUCUGUGUUGGAUAGAAUUAAGUUGGAACCAACAAGCAUUGAAAAAGAAGUGUUUCCGUUUAUGGCCCAAGACGGUCAAUUAUAUGCGUUUAACUUAAAAGGAUUCUGGAUGGAUGUAGGACAACCAAAAGAUUUCCUAACUGGAAUGUGCAUGUACUUGACAUCGUUAAAGACACGUAGUCCAACUUCAUUGUAUUCUGCUGAUGGUGUCGUUGGUAAUGUUCUAGUUGAUCCAACUGCGACUAUAGGUGAAGGUUGUAAAAUUGGUCCUAAUGUUACUAUUGGUCCAAAUGUAACUGUUGAAGAUGGUGCUUGCUUAAGAAGGUGUACCAUACUAGCGGGGGCUACAGUUAAAUCACAUACGUGGUUGGAUUCUUGCAUAAUUGGUUGGCGUUCAGUAGUUGGAUGUUGGGUGCGUAUGGAAAAUACUACCGUACUUGGAGAAGAUGUUAUUGUUAAAGAUGAACUGUACAUUAACGGUGGACAGGUUUUACCACACAAAUCAAUCAGUACUUCAGUACCUGAUCCUCAAAUUAUUAUGUGAUUAAUAUUAUUUUAUUUGUAAAAAAUAUUUUAAUUAUUAUUAAUUGUUAAUUUUUUAUUUUUGUGUACAUAAUUGGGGUUUUAUUAAUUUUUAUUUAUCAAAUAUUGAAUCUGCGCGAAAAAGGUCAAUCUUAAUCUUUUUGGAUAAAUGUAUCCUAAGGCCAGACAAAUAAAAAAAUUAAAGCUUAUUCUUAUAUUAAAUUCAUUAUGAUGAAACAUCUGUUCUGGCAGUUCAGAUUUCAUAACUGCCACACACAGAAAGGUUGGACCUUUCAGAUCCCAAGGCGCAGAAUUAUAUUAUAAAAAACAAUUAUUGUAGACAUAUUAAAUAGCUAUUUAUUUUGUAACCUACCAUAAUAAAUUAGGUUAAUGAGCAUGAUUCAUGCAAUACUACAUUGGAAAAUAAACAAUUAUUUUUUUA